This is a messenger RNA of Penicilliopsis zonata CBS 506.65, 1251 nucleotides long. RefSeq lists its product as hypothetical. Lineage: Eukaryota; Fungi; Ascomycota; Eurotiomycetes; Eurotiales; Aspergillaceae. Gene Ontology annotation, molecular function: single-stranded DNA binding. The transcript is spliced from 3 exons. Bases 1 to 1251 code for a protein of 416 amino acids. The record is from RefSeq and is a predicted model, not a curated record. Gene Ontology annotation, biological process: DNA damage response.
AUGUGUGGACGGUAUGCGCUGGGCGUCCGGCUAGCGUUUAUUCAACAGCGGCUCGAGGACCAAGGCAUGCCAGUUGAUGAUGCAGCGGAAGAUGAGGAUGUAAGGGAGACGUAUAAUUUUGCUCCGGGAAAUUAUGGCGCUGUGUACCGUGCCGACGCUCCUGAUCGCGGCUACGGCCACGAUGAGGAAGAUCAAGAUUCAACCGGUGGACCCGAAACCUCUGAGAAACAUGAAAAGGAAAAGGACCAGGCAGACCGGAUCCAGAAAUACAAGCUUCAGAGCAUGCGAUGGGGGCUCGUCCCGUUCUGGACUAAACGUCAGCCUGACUAUGGCUCGUUGAUGCGGACAAUCAACUGCCGGGAUGACUCGCUUGCUGAAGAUCGUGGUAUGUGGACAUCGAUGAAGAGACGCAAGCGGUGCAUCGUAAUUUGUCAAGGGUUCUACGAAUGGCUCAAGAAGGGACCGGGGGGAAAGGAGAAAAUACCCCAUUUCAUCAAGCGAAAGGACGGCGAUUUGAUGUGCUUUGCGGGUCUCUGGGAUUGUGUUUCCUACGAAGGAGCCGAUGAGAAGCUCUAUACAUACACAGUUAUCACCACCUCUUCGAAUCCUUACCUGAGAUUCCUACAUGAUCGAAUGCCGGUGAUCCUUGAGCCCGGGAGUGAAGCGAUGAAGAUGUGGCUUGAUCCCAAACGAACGACGUGGUCGAAGGAGCUCCAGUCGAUCUUGAAGCCCUAUGAGGGUGAUCUGGAGUGCUACCAGGUUCCCAAAGAAGUCGGAAAGGUAGGCAACAACUCGCCCGACUUCAUCGUCCCAAUCGACAGUAAAGAGAACAAGAAAAACAUCGCAAAUUUCUUCGCAAAUGCAGAGAAGCCGAAAUUAGGGUCACCGGUGCAGUUGAAAGAUAGGCAGGAUCAAAAAUUGACGGAGUUCAAAGUCACCCACGACAGAGACGAGCAGAGAACAACACAGGACACCGAAUGGAGUGAGGACAACGCUCCAGCACCCGUUCCGGGAGUCAAAAGAGAGAGGCCAGUUGAAGAACCUGAUGAGAUCCUACCAGAAGAACCGAAGAAACAUAAAACAGACACCGUUCCUUCAUCGACGCAGGAGAAAGGACAGGAAGUUCCAAGGCCCCCGACUACUCUAGGGAGAAAGACAAGGAGCGCGACACGCAAUAACACAAUUCCAAAAGCUGUCAAUAAAAAGCCCAAUGCUGGGUCACAGAGGAUCACGAAUUUUUUCAAAAAAUAG